This is a messenger RNA of Halteromyces radiatus, 1424 nucleotides long. Its product is annotated as integral peroxisomal membrane peroxin-domain-containing protein. Gene Ontology annotation, biological process: peroxisome organization. The record is from RefSeq and is a predicted model, not a curated record. The transcript has a single exon. NCBI's taxonomy places the organism in Eukaryota, Fungi, Mucoromycota, Mucoromycetes, Mucorales, Cunninghamellaceae. Bases 144 to 1271 code for a protein of 375 amino acids. Gene Ontology annotation, cellular component: peroxisomal membrane.
AUUUGAAAUGGCAAUCUAACUGAAAAGGGGAUUUCCUUUUUCGCUGCUGAUUUUUUUUCUUUUCUUUUCCUUCUUCUUCUUUGUGUUUCCACUUCUUACUCAUUUUCCUCUAUACUUAUUUUUUUUCUUCUUGUUGACAAAGGAUGAGUUUUGAUAAUGCCGGUCAUUAUUUGAAAAACAUGUUGGAUCCUACCAAAACAGGUCUAUCACCGGCCAUCCUCGUUGCUUGGUGUUUCCUUUGCCAUCGACUAUCGUUCUUUUUGGUAUAUGUACUCCCGCUCUUACCGUUGCUAUACUACUGUUAUAUUCCUCAAAAAACACAACAUAUCAAACUGGUAGAAACAUGGCGAGACACUUGUACGACUCAACUGAAUCAACUACGUACAUGGUAUAUUGGUCAUCACCCUCCUCAGUUAUUUCUCAUGGGACUCUAUGGUUAUAUUUUAUGGGUCACAUUACAUCAGUUCCUACCUACCAACUGGAUUAUUAUGGGUAUUGGUAUUGUGCUUUUGACUCGAGACCAAUGGUUUACAACUGUGAUGCAUCAAUCACAUGUUCAUCGUCUUCAUACCUGGUUACUACCUACAAAUACUUCUUCCUCCACUGGUCAACGUCUCGUUCAACGUGCUUUGGAUUAUCAACAACAUUACAUGACAAGUACACUCAAUAAACAACAAAAGCAUCAUAGUGAAUCUUUUACAUUUACAAUUUAUGAAAAUCAACGUCGUUCACCAUUGACAGGUAACUGGCACCCAACAACAUUAUUACCCUUGGAUCGUGCUGUAUGGACGGACGAAUAUCACAAUCCGGUACUUCCCAAACAACAAUUUGUGCUUCCUGCUCCUGUUCAAAUCCUUGAUGAUGGUCGUAAAGUGGUGUGGACUUGGGUCUGGGUAGAUCCUGAUUGGCAAUGGCAAGGUUCGUCGGAUGAUGAUGGUUGGAUCUAUGGUAAUAUGACAUGGACAGAAAGUCAAUCCAUUGGAUUUGGAGCAACCAGAAGAAGAGCUUGGACUCGUAGAGCUAUCUUGGAAUAUACACCAACUGUAAUUUCAUCACCACCAUCAGUAUCAACAACAUCUGUACCUCGAUUGACUGAUCUUUCUCCUGUUUCACCUUCAUCUCCCAUACCUACUGAUUAUUCUCGUCGUUUUAAUGAAAAUGGUAGUCAGGUCAGUGUGUAUUCUCAACAGGAUGAAUCAUCUUAUCACAAGCGCUCCUCCUCUCGAUCUACUCGUCGGCAAGCUGUUUGGAAAAGCAUAGUGAAAACUUAGAUCAAAAAGUGAUGUAGGUAACGACAUCUUUGAUUUGGUAUGGUUAGAAUGAUUCCCUACUAUGGUCUUUGUUAUUAUUAUUAUUAUUACUAUUGUUAUAUAUUACCUUUUUUUUCUUUUUUUUUUUUGUCUUUUACUACUACUUGUGUGUAU